AUGGCAAAAAUGGAGGUGAAGACAUCUCUUCUUGACAAUAUGAUUGGAGUUGGAGAUAUGGUGCUUCUUGAGCCCCUUACUGAGGAAACUUUUAUCAGCAAUCUCAAACAACGCUUUGAUCACAAUGAAAUAUAUACUUAUAUCGGGAGUGUGGUAAUAUCAAUAAAUCCAUACAGAUUGCUCCCAAUUUAUUCAGCAGACAAAGUGGAAGAAUACAGAAACAGAAACUUCUAUGAACUCAGGCCCCACAUUUUUGCCCUGUCUGAUGAAGCAUAUCGAUCGUUGAGAGACCAGGAUAAAGACCAGUGUAUACUUAUAACUGGAGAGAGUGGAGCUGGAAAAACAGAAGCCAGCAAACUUGUCAUGUCUUAUGUGGCAGCAGUUUGUGGCAAAGGAGCAGAAGUUAAUCAAGUAAAAGAACAACUUUUACAAUCCAAUCCGGUGCUUGAAGCCUUUGGAAAUGCCAAAACUGUAAGAAAUGAUAACUCGUCUAGAUUUGGAAAAUAUAUGGACAUUGAAUUUGAUUUUAAAGGUGAUCCACUUGGAGGAGUCAUUAGCAAUUAUCUCUUGGAAAAGUCCCGUGUUGUUAAACAGCCCAGAGGUGAAAGAAAUUUCCAUAUUUUCUAUCAAAUUCUGUCUGGAGGAUCAGAAGAUUUGCUCAAAAAACUUAAGUUGGAGAUGGACUUCAGUCGAUACAAUUACUUGGGUCUGGGCUCUGCAAAAGUAAAUGGAGUAGAUGAUGCUUCAAACUUCAGAACUGUUAAGAAUGCAAUGCAGAUCGUGGGAUUUAUGGACCAUGAAAUCCAGUCAGUAUUUGAAGUUGUUGCUGCUGUUUUAAAACUGGGAAACAUUGAAUUUAAACCAGAAUCUCGUGUGAAUGGAUUAGAUGAAAGUAAAAUCAAAGAUAAAAAUGAGCUUAAAGAAAUAUGCGAGUUGACGGGCAUUGAUCAGUCAAUUCUGGAAAGAGCUUUUAGCUUCCGCACUGUUGAAGCCAAACAGGAGAAAGUAUCUACAACUUUAAAUGUAGCUCAGGCCUAUUAUGCUCGGGAUGCUCUGGCAAAGAAUCUUUACAGCAGACUGUUUUGUUGGCUUGUUACCAGAAUCAAUGAAAGCAUUAAGGCACAGUCCAAAGUAAGAAAGAAAGUAAUGGGAGUUUUGGACAUCUAUGGCUUUGAAAUUUUUGAGGAUAACAGUUUUGAACAGUUUAUUAUUAACUACUGCAAUGAGAAACUGCAGCAGAUCUUCAUUGAGCUUACUCUAAAGGAGGAGCAAGAAGAAUAUAUACGAGAGGGUAUUGAAUGGACUCACAUUGAAUACUUCAACAAUGCUAUAAUUUGUGAUCUUAUAGAGAAUAACCAGAAUGGAAUAAUAGCUAUGCUAGAUGAAGAAUGUCUGCGGCCAGGGGCUGUUACUGAUGAAACCUUCUUAGAAAAAUUGAACCAGAUCUGUGCUACUCACCAACAUUUUGAAAGCCGGAUGAGCAAAUGUUCACGUUUCUUGAACGAUACUUCCCUCCCACACAGUUGCUUCAGAAUUCAACAUUAUGCUGGCAAGGUGAUGUAUCAGGUAGAAGGAUUUGUUGACAAGAAUAAUGACCUGCUUUACCGUGAUCUGUCCCAAGCUAUGUGGAAGGCCAACCACUCCCUCAUUAAAGCACUAUUUCCAGAAGGAAACCCUGUCAAGAUUAAUUUAAAGAGGCCACCAACAGCAGGUUCCCAGUUCAAAGCCUCUGUGGCAACAUUGAUGAGGAAUUUGCAAACCAAAAAUCCCAAUUAUAUCAGAUGUAUUAAACCUAAUGACCAAAAAGCAGCACACAUCUUCAGUGAUGCUCUUGUGUGCCAUCAAGUUCGAUAUUUGGGUCUGCUGGAAAAUGUCCGAGUCAGAAGGGCAGGUUAUGCAUUCCGUCAAACCUAUGAGCCUUGCCUAGAAAGAUACAAAAUGCUUUGCAAAGAGACAUGGCCACAAUGGAGAGGACCCGUGAGAAUCGGUGUAGAGGUCCUUUUUAAUAAGCUGGAAGUCCCUGAAGAAGAAUACUCUUUGGGUAGAUCAAAAAUAUUCAUCCGCAAUCCAAGAACCCUUUUCAAAUUAGAAGACCUAAGAAAACAACGUCUUGAGGAUUUGGCUACCUUAAUCCAAAAAAUUUACAGGGGCUGGAAGUGCCGCACGUAUUUCCUUCUCAUGAAAAAAAGUCAGAUUGUGAUUUCCGCCUGGUAUAGAAAAUAUGCGCAACAAAAGAAGUACCAGCAGAUCAAGCGCUCUGCCAUCAUUGUACAGUCUUACAUCAGAGGAUGGAAAGCUCGAAAGCUGCUUCGUGAACUGAAGCACCAGAAACGCUGUGAAGAAGCUGUUACAACCAUUGCAGCCUAUUGGCACGGAGCUCAGGCCCGAAGGGAACUGAGGCGGCUGAAGGAGGAGGCUAGGAAUAAACUUGCUAUUGCAGUUAUUUGGGCUUACUGGCUUGGAUUAAAGGCUCGGAGGGAGUUGAAACGCUUGAAGGAGGAGGCUAGGCGUAAGCAUGCUGUGGCAGUCAUAUGGGCUUACUGGCUUGGACUAAAGGUUCGUAGAGAAUACAGGAAAUUCUUCCGAGCCAACGCUGGAAGGAAAAUUUAUGAAUUUAUACUUCAAAAAAUUAUUCAGAAAUACUUUUUGGAAAUGAAGAAUAAGAUGCCUUCUUUAUCACCAGUAGACAAAAACUGGCCAGCAAGGCCUUACCUGUUUUUGGAUUUAACUCAUAAGGAACUGAAGAGGAUAUUUCAUUUGUGGAGGUGUAAAAAGUACAGGGACCAGUUUACGGACCAGAAGAAGCUCAUUUAUGAAGAAAAACUGGAAGCCAGUGAACUUUUCAAGGACAGAAAAGCUUUAUAUCCAGCCAGUGUUGGACAGCCUUUCCAGGGGGCUUAUCUUGAAAUCAGUAAGAACCCCAAGUACAAGAAACUGAAGGAUGCUGCUGAAGAAAAAAUUAUUAUUGCUGAAGUAGUAAACAAAAUUAAUAGAGCAAACGGAAAGUGCACAGCUAGGAUUUUCUUGCUCACAAAAAAUAAUGUCCUACUUGCUGAUCAGAAAUCAGGGCAAAUCAAGACAGAGGUUCCUUUAGGGGAUGUCAUUAAAGUGUCCAUGAGCUCUCAAAGUGAUGGUUUCUUUGCUGUGCAUCUCAAAGAGGGAUCUGGAGCAGCUGGAAAGGGUGAUUUCCUGUUCAGCAGUGAACAUCUGAUCGAAAUGGCCACAAAGCUCUACCGCACAAUGCUUAGCCAAACCAAGCAGAAGCUCAGCAUUGAAAUAUCUGAUGAGUUCCUGGUUCAGUUCAGACAGGACAAAGUGUGUGUGAAAUUUAUACGAAGCAACCAGAAAAAUGGCAGCAUCCCCACCUGCAAGCGAAAAAAUAACAGACUUCUUGAAGUUGCAGUACCAUAGUAACACACAUCCAUAUCUUACAUGGACAUAAUUCCUGCAUUGGUGCAAUUUUAUCCAUGGGAGGGAAUUUUGUGGAAUGGCGAAGAGCAUUCUGGUAGUGGCAAAUAGCUUUUCGGAAAGCUGUCGCUAAAAGAUGCAACUAAUCUUUUCAAUGCACACGUUUUUAAUUUUCAAAUGGUAACUUUUGGUUGAUAUAUACACUUUUUGGCUUCUGACGGUAUCUUAUGAGCAGGCAUUUUUUUCUGUAAUUCCUUUGUUUUUUAUUUCUUAAUGCUGCAUGUUACAAACCCUCAGGCUUUUAUGGCCAUUCUUGAUCUUAACUACCAGCUGUUUAGGUUGUCAGAAUAGCUUGAUGAUGAUCACUGUGUCAUUUUUCUUCUUGGGAUUUCUUCCAUGGUAAAACUCAGUCCAAAGCAUUAAUCAAAAAGAAACAUAGGAGCAGCUGACAGAUUCUGAGACUGAAAGCUAUAUUGUUAAUUGCAAACAGCAAUAAGCCAUAUGUAAAAUGAUCUUUAAUGGAACAUAGACCAGGAAACCCUAAUUCUGCAAAGCAGAACAUAUGUUUGAUCAUAUAUGCAGCACAUCUGCAUAUACUUUUUUUUUUUUUUUGCAGUGGAAAAAAGCCAAUGGUACUGCAUUUUCUAAUUGAGAACUUUUAAUGACUUUACAAGGGGAAGGAGUUACAAUAACCAUGUAGCUCAAGACAUGGUUUUGUGUGCUUCCUCCUAUCCCCACUUUUAAUAUAACUUUUUAAGAAUAAUUCCAAAACAUGCCAUUGUCUGCAUGGGAAAACAGAGGGUAAGUAAUCUAAACUUGUUGAAUGAAGGGUGAGAAUACAUGUUGUACCAUGUGCAAUAAAACAUUCAUACAACUUGUGAAAAAUUAUUUAUAAUAAUAUCUGUAGGUAAUAAAAAUGGUUGGGACAUGUUGAGUAUUCAUUGUUAUAAGGGCUGACACUAGCUUCACCGUAUGCUAAAUUUGUUCUCUGGAUCUACACUACAGUUAUCACUUUGAAGAAAACUAUCAUUUGGAGGACAAAUAUACAUUUGAUGUUAAUGAUGAAUAAUUGUAGUAUUGUGCUAUUUGGUACUCUUGUAAUAACCAUAUUUUUGUAUCUCAACUGGUUUUAUAUAAGUUGGUGUGCCUGAUAUGUAAAGUGUGCACAGAAGCACUUUACAAUCAAGAACUGCGGUCUAAACUUUCCAAGUACCAGUUACAUCUUCAAGACUUGUUUGAGCCAGGAGAAUUAGCCAAAAGCAUUGAUUUUUGGAAUGUUGUUUUCAAGUGUUUCAGUAGACAUUAGCUAAAGGAGAUGGCUGAAUGUGUUUUAUAUUGUUCGUGUAAAAAUGGUUUUAGAUCUGUUGUAUUCUCAGUCUGGUUAAGAAUUUGCCUUCAAGAAGAGAUUACUACCAAGAAGUGUGAUGCUAAACAGCCCAAGUUUAAAUA
This is a messenger RNA of Protobothrops mucrosquamatus (brown spotted pit viper), 4857 nucleotides long. RefSeq names its product myosin IB (gene MYO1B). NCBI's taxonomy places the organism in Eukaryota, Metazoa, Chordata, Lepidosauria, Squamata, Viperidae. Gene Ontology annotation, cellular component: actin cytoskeleton; microvillus; brush border. Gene Ontology annotation, molecular function: microfilament motor activity; ATP binding; actin filament binding. The record is from RefSeq and is a predicted model, not a curated record. The transcript has 30 exons. Gene Ontology annotation, biological process: actin filament organization; vesicle transport along actin filament. The coding region runs from base 1 to 3411 and encodes 1136 amino acids.